Messenger RNA from Strigops habroptila (Kakapo), 11256 nucleotides. RefSeq names its product tenascin XB (gene TNXB). Lineage: Eukaryota; Metazoa; Chordata; Aves; Psittaciformes; Psittacidae. The transcript is spliced from 41 exons. Bases 1 to 10674 code for a protein of 3557 amino acids. Gene Ontology annotation, molecular function: protein binding. The record is from RefSeq and is a predicted model, not a curated record.
AUGCUGGGAGUAACUGGGAUCUUGCUGGGAGCAACUGGGACCGUGCUGGUGGCAACUGGGAUGUACUGGGAGCAACCGGGACCAUGCUGGGACCAACUGGGAACGAUUCGGAGGAACUGGUUCCAUGGUUUGAGCAACUGGGACCGUGCUGGGGGCAACUGGGAACGUGCUGGGGGCUACUGGGAUGUACUAGGAGCAACCAGGCCCAUGCUGGAGGCAACUGGCAUCAUGCUGGGAGCAACUGGGACUGUGCUGGGAGCAACCGGGACCGUGCUGAGAGCAACCCAGAUGCCGAUGGCCCCGGGGCUGUGGCUGCUGCUGGCACUGGGGGGGGCGUUGGGGAUCCCCCCGGGACCCCCCUCAGAUCCCGGCUGUGUCCCGGCACUGCUGGAAAUCCUGGAGCGGCUGCGGGAGCUGGAGGGACGAGUGCGGGAGCUGCAGGGACACUGCGGAGACAGCGCUGGACCCCAGGCGGGCACCGGUCACACCGUGUCUCGGGAGCUCUGUCCCCCCAGCGCUGGUGACGGCUGCGGCUGUCCCUCUCGCCCCGACGUCCCCUCCCCUCCCGCUCCCCCCCCGGCUCCGCCGCCCGCCCCCUCCGCCGCCGCUGUCCCCUGUCCCCAGGGCUGCAGUGACCAGGGCCGGUGCCGCGCCGGGCGCUGCCUCUGCUACCGCGGCUUCACCGGCCCCGACUGCAGCACCCGCGGCUGCGGCCCCGGCACCGCCUGCGCCCUCGCGAUCCCCUCGGUGAAGCCACGCUUGGUCACCCGCAAUCAGACGUUCUUCCUGGUGACGUGGCCACGGCCAGCCAGGCCGGUGGACGGGUACCGGGUGUCCCUGGUGCCGCUGGACGAGCCGGCAGCCGUGGCCACGCAGGAGCUGCCCGGCUCCGCUCUCACCUUCGAGGCGUCGGGGCUGGCGCCCGGCAGCAGCUUCGAGGUCCGGGUCCAGGCACGGCGGGAGCAGAACCUGGGGACAGCCGGGACCCUGCGCGUGCGCACCCAGCUUGCCCAGACCCUGCCCCCCCGCGGGGGGUCCCCGGUGUCACCAGCGGCGUCACCACCUGCCCGUGGGUCACCGCCACCCCCGAGGUCCCCGGUUCCACCAGCAUCCCCAGGGUCACCAGCAUCACCAGUGUCACCGGACGCACCCUUGGGCUCACCAGGGUCUUUGGGGUCACCAGCAGCAUCUCCAAGGCUCCCGGUGGCCCCAGUGUCUCGAGGGUCCCCAGCAUCUGUGAGGUCCCCAGUGUCACCAGUGUCACCGGAGCCCCCAGCAGCCCGAGGGUCACCAGCGUCCCCAAGGUCCCCAGAGGCACCAGCAGCCCCAAGAUCACCUCCACAGUCCCCAGCACUACCACAGUCCCCUGUGUCACCUCCAUCCCCAUGGUCCCCGGUGUCCCCAGGGCUCCCUGGUGGCCCAUCCCUGCAAGACCUGGGGGCCAAGCUUUCCUCUUACAACGGCUCCUUGCUGCAGCGCCUGGAAAGCCACCUCCGGGCCACCAACUUCCCCCUCCGGGGCAACCAGACGGUGCCUGCAGUGGCCCGGGCCAUCCUCUCGUACCUCCUGCGCCGCAGCCCGGCCACCCUUCGCCACCAGCUCCUCCAGCAGCUGCCCCAUCCCAAGCCCCACUUGAUGCCGGGGGCUGCUGGGGAGGCUCUGGUGGACCUGGAGGGGCUGCAGGGCCACGCAGAGUCCGUGGUGAUCCGGUACCGGCUCCUGGAGGAGCCGGAGGGGCCCGAGGGGGAGCUGCGGGUGCCGGGUGACACUGCGCUGGCGCGAGUGCCGGGGCUGGUGCCGGGGGCCAUGUACCGCGUGGAGGUGCACGGCCUGGUGCGGGGCCACGUCUCCAAGUCCUACACAUUCCUGGUGACAGCAGGGGUGGAUGGCACGGAGGAGCCGCCGCUGGGUUGGGAGCAGAUGUACGAGAUGGAGCUGACGGAGCCGCAAGGAGCCCCAGCCAAAGAAGAGCCUGCCCCACCAGCGGAGGAGCCACCAACCAAGCCUCGCCUGGGCGAGCUCAGGGUCUCCAACAUCACCCCCAGCUCCGUGCAGCUGGAGUGGAGCGUCCAUGAGGGCACCUUUGACUCCUUCACUGUGCAGUACCGGGAUGCUCAAGGCCAACCUCAAGCACUUGCAGUUGAUGGUGGUUCCCGCAUGGUGACGGUGACGGGGCUGUCCCCAUCCCGCCGCUACAAGUUCAACCUGUACGGGGUGUGGGGACGGAAGCGGGUUGGUUUCAUCUCCACUGACACCGUGACAGCUCCAAAGGAGGAGGAAUCAGCACCGCAGCCAGUGCUGGGCGAGCUGAAGGCCCCUCACGUCACGUCUGACUCCGUGCAGCUGGAGUGGAGCAUCCCCGAGGGCACCUUUGACUCCUUCACGCUGCAGUACCGGGAUGCACAAGGCCAGCCCCAGGUGCUGCCCGUGGACGGGGGUUCCCGCACGCUGACGGUGCCGGGGCUGUCCCCGUCCCGCCGCUACAAGUUCAACCUGUACGGGCUGUGGGGUCGCAAACGGCUGGGCCCCAUCUCCACCGACACUGUCACAGCUCCCCAAGAGGAGGAAGCAGCACAACAGCCAGUGCUGGGCGAGCUGAAGGCCCCUCACGUCACGUCUGACUCCGUGCAGCUGGAGUGGAGCGUCCCCGAGGGCACCUUUGACUCCUUCACGCUGCAGUACCGGGAUGCACAAGGCCAGCCCCAGGUGCUGCCCGUGGACGGGGGUUCCCGCACGCUGACGGUGCCGGGGCUGUCCCCGUCCCGCCGCUACAAGUUCAACCUGUACGGGCUGUGGGGUCGCAAACGGCUGGGCCCCGUCUCCACCGACACUGUCACAGCUCCCCAAGAGGAGGAAGCAGCACCGCAGCCAGUGCUGGGCGAGCUGAACGCCCCUCACGUCACGUCUGACUCCGUGCAGCUGGAGUGGAGCGUCCCCGAGGGCACCUUUGACUCCUUCACGCUGCAGUACCGGGAUGCACAAGGCCAGCCCCAGGUGCUGCCCGUGGACGGGGGUUCCCGCACGCUGACGGUGCCGGGGCUGUCCCCGUCCCGCCGCUACAAGUUCAACCUGUACGGGCUGUGGGGUCACAAACGGCUGGGCCCCGUCUCCACCGACACUGUCACAGCUCCCCAAGAGGAGGAAGCAGCACAACAGCCAGUGCUGGGCGAGCUGAACGCCCCUCACGUCACGUCUGACUCCGUGCAGCUGGAGUGGAGCGUCCCCGAGGGCACCUUUGACUCCUUCACGCUGCAGUACCGGGAUGCACAAGGCCAGCCCCAGGUGCUGCCCGUGGACGGGGGUUCCCGCACGCUGACGGUGCCGGGGCUGUCCCCGUCCCGCCGCUACAAGUUCAACCUGUACGGGCUGUGGGGUCGCACACGGCUGGGCCCCGUCUCCACCGACACUGUCACAGCUCCCCAAGAGAAGGAAGCAGCACCACAGCCAGUGCUGGGCGAGCUGAAGGCCCCUCACGUCACAUCUGACUCCGUGCAGCUGGAGUGGAGCGUCCCCGAGGGCACCUUUGACUCCUUCACGCUGCAGUACCGGGAUGCACAAGGCCAGCCCCAGGUGCUGCCCGUGGACGGGGGUUCCCACACGCUGACGGUGCCGGGGCUGUCCCCGUCCCGCCGCUACAAGUUCAACCUGUACGGGCUGUGGGGUCGCAAACGGCUGGGCCCCGUCUCCACCGACACUGUCACAGCUCCCCAAGAGGAGGAAGCAGCACUGCAGCCAGUGCUGGGCGAGCUGAAGGCCCCUCACGUCACGUCUGACUCCGUGCAGCUGGAGUGGAGCGUCCCCGAGGGCACCUUUGACUCCUUCACGCUGCAGUACCGGGAUGCACAAGGCCAGCCCCAGGUGCUGCCCGUGGACGGGGGUUCCCGCACGCUGACGGUGCCAGGGCUGUCCCCGUCCCGCCGCUACAAGUUCAACCUGUACGGGCUGUGGGGUCGCACACGGCUGGGCCCCGUCUCCACCGACACUGUCACAGCUCCCCAAGAGGAGGAAGCAGCACCACAGCCAGUGCUGGGCGAGCUGAACGCCCCUCACGUCACGUCUGACUCCGUGCAGCUGGAGUGGAGCGUCCCCGAGGGCACCUUUGACUCCUUCACGCUGCAGUACCGGGAUGCACAAGGCCAGCCCCAGGUGCUGCCCGUGGACGGGGGUUCCCGCACGCUGACGGUGCCGGGGCUGUCCCCGUCCCGCCGCUACAAGUUCAACCUGUACGGGCUGUGGGGUCGCAAACGGCUGGGCCCCGUCUCCACCGACACUGUCACAGCUCCCCAAGAGGAGGAAGCAGCACCGCAGCCAGUGCUGGGCGAGCUGAAGGCCCCUCACGUCACGUCUGACUCCGUGCAGCUGGAGUGGAGCGUCCCCGAGGGCACCUUUGACUCCUUCACGCUGCAGUACCGGGAUGCACAAGGCCAGCCCCAGGUGCUGCCCGUGGACGGGGGUUCCCGCACGCUGACGGUGCCGGGGCUGUCCCCGUCCCGCCGCUACAAGUUCAACCUGUACGGGCUGUGGGGUCGCAAACGGCUGGGCCCCGUCUCCACCGACACUGUCACAGCUCCCCAAGAGGAGGAAGCAGCACCACAGCCAGUGCUGGGCGAGCUGAACGCCCCUCACGUCACGUCUGACUCCGUGCAGCUGGAGUGGAGCGUCCCCGAGGGCACCUUUGACUCCUUCACGCUGCAGUACCGGGAUGCACAAGGCCAGCCCCAGGUGCUGCCCGUGGACGGGGGUUCCCGCACGCUGACGGUGCCGGGGCUGUCCCCGUCCCGCCGCUACAAGUUCAACCUGUACGGGCUGUGGGGUCGCACACGGCUGGGCCCCGUCUCCACCGACACUGUCACAGCUCCCCAAGAGGAGGAAGCAGCACCGCAGCCAGUGCUGGGCGAGCUGAAGGCCCCUCACGUCACGUCUGACUCCGUGCAGCUGGAGUGGAGCGUCCCCGAGGGCACCUUUGACUCCUUCACGCUGCAGUACCGGGAUGCACAAGGCCAGCCCCAGGUGCUGCCCGUGGACGGGGGUUCCCGCACGCUGACGGUGCCGGGGCUGUCCCCGUCCCGCCGCUACAAGUUCAACCUGUACGGGCUGUGGGGUCGCAAACGGCUGGGGCCCGUCUCCACCGACACUGUCACAGCUCCCCAAGAGAAGGAAGCAGCACCACAGCCAGUGCUGGGCGAGCUGAACGCCCCUCACGUCACGUCUGACUCCGUGCAGCUGGAGUGGAGCGUCCCCGAGGGCACCUUUGACUCCUUCACGCUGCAGUACCGGGAUGCACAAGGCCAGCCCCAGGUGCUGCCCGUGGACGGGGGUUCCCGCACGCUGACGGUGCCGGGGCUGUCCCCGUCCCGCCGCUACAAGUUCAACCUGUACGGGCUGUGGGGUCGCAAACGGCUGGGCCCCGUCUCCACCGACACUGUCACAGCUCCCCAAGAGGAGGAAGCAGCACCGCAGCCAGUGCUAGGCGAGCUGAACGCCCCUCACGUCACGUCUGACUCCGUGCAGCUGGAGUGGAGCGUCCCCGAGGGCACCUUUGACUCCUUCACGCUGCAGUACCGGGAUGCACAAGGCCAGCCCCAGGUGCUGCCCGUGGACGGGGGUUCCCGCACGCUGACGGUGCCGGGGCUGUCCCCGUCCCGCCGCUACAAGUUCAACCUGUACGGGCUGUGGGGUCGCAAACGGCUGGGCCCCAUCUCCACCGACACUGUCACAGCUCCCCAAGAGGAGGAAGCAGCACCACAGCCAGUGCUGGGCGAGCUGAACGCCCCUCACGUCACGUCUGACUCCGUGCAGCUGGAGUGGAGCGUCCCCGAGGGCACCUUUGACUCCUUCACGCUGCAGUACCGGGAUGCACAAGGCCAGCCCCAGGUGCUGCCCGUGGACGGGGGUUCCCGCACGCUGACGGUGCCGGGGCUGUCCCCGUCCCACCGCUACAAGUUCAACCUGUACGGGCUGUGGGGUCGCAAACGGCUGGGCCCCGUCUCCACCGACACUGUCACAGCUCCCCAAGAGGAGGAAGCAGCACCACAGCCAGUGCUGGGCGAGCUGAAGGCCCCUCACGUCACGUCUGACUCCGUGCAGCUGGAGUGGAGCGUCCCCGAGGGCACCUUUGACUCCUUCACGCUGCAGUACCGGGAUGCACAAGGCCAGCCCCAGGUGCUGCCCGUGGACGGGGGUUCCCACACGCUGACGGUGCCGGGGCUGUCCCCGUCCCGCCGCUACAAGUUCAACCUGUACGGGCUGUGGGGUCGCACACGGCUGGGCCCCGUCUCCACCGACACUGUCACAGCUCCCCAAGAGGAGGAAGCAGCACCACAGCCAGUGCUGGGCGAGUUGAACGCCCCUCACGUCACGUCUGACUCCGUGCAGCUGGAGUGGAGCGUCCCCGAGGGCACCUUUGACUCCUUCACGCUGCAGUACCGGGAUGCACAAGGCCAGCCCCAGGUGCUGCCCGUGGACGGGGGUUCCCGCACGCUGACGGUGCCGGGGCUGUCCCCGUCCCGCCGCUACAAGUUCAACCUGUACGGGCUGUGGGGUCGCAAACGGCUGGGCCCCGUCUCCACCGACACUGUCACAGCUCCCCAAGAGGAGGAAGCAGCACCACAGCCAGUGCUGGGCGAGCUGAACGCCCCUCACGUCACGUCUGACUCCGUGCAGCUGGAGUGGAGCGUCCCCGAGGGCACCUUUGACUCCUUCACGCUGCAGUACCGGGAUGCACAAGGCCAGCCCCAGGUGCUGCCCGUGGACGGGGGUUCCCGCACGCUGACGGUGCCGGGGCUGUCCCCGUCCCACCGCUACAAGUUCAACCUGUACGGGCUGUGGGGUCGCACACGGCUGGGCCCCGUCUCCACCGACACUGUCACAGCUCCCCAAGAGGAGGAAGCAGCACCGCAGCCAGUGCUGGGCGAGCUGAAGGCCCCUCACGUCACGUCUGACUCCGUGCAGCUGGAGUGGAGCGUCCCCGAGGGCACCUUUGACUCCUUCACGCUGCAGUACCGGGAUGCACAAGGCCAGCCCCAGGUGCUGCCCGUGGACGGGGGUUCCCGCACGCUGACGGUGCCGGGGCUGUCCCCGUCCCGCCGCUACAAGUUCAACCUGUACGGGCUGUGGGGUCGCAAACAGCUGGGCCCCGUCUCCACCGACACUGUCACAGCUCCCCAAGAGGAGGAAGCAGCACCACAGCCAGUGCUGGGCGAGCUGAAGGCCCCUCACGUCACGUCUGACUCCGUGCAGCUGGAGUGGAGCGUCCCCGAGGGCACCUUUGACUCCUUCACGCUGCAGUACCGGGAUGCACAAGGCCAGCCCCAGGUGCUGCCCGUGGACGGGGGUUCCCGCACGCUGACGGUGCCGGGGCUGUCCCCGUCCCGCCGCUACAAGUUCAACCUGUACGGGCUGUGGGGUCGCACACGGCUGGGCCCCGUCUCCACCGACACUGUCACAGCUCCCCAAGAGGAGGAAGCAGCACCGCAGCCAGUGCUGGGCGAGCUGAACGCCCCUCACGUCACAUCUGACUCUGUGCAGCUGGAGUGGAGCGUCCCCGAGGGCACCUUUGACUCCUUCACGCUGCAGUACCAGGAUGCACAAGGCCAGCCCCAGGUGCUGCCCGUGGACGGGGGUUCCCGCACGCUGACGGUGCCGGGGCUGUCCCCGUCCCACCGCUACAAGUUCAACCUGUACGGGCUGUGGGGUCGCAAACGGCUGGGCCCCGUCUCCACCGACACUGUCACAGCUCCCCAAGAGGAGGAAGCAGCACCACAGCCAGUGCUGGGUGAGCUGAACGCCCCUCACGUCACGUCUGACUCCGUGCAGCUGGAGUGGAGCGUCCCCGAGGGCACCUUUGACUCCUUCACGCUGCAGUACCGGGAUGCACAAGGCCAGCCCCAGGUGCUGCCCGUGGACGGGGGUUCCCGCACGCUGACGGUGCCGGGGCUGUCCCCGUCCCGCCGCUACAAGUUCAACCUGUACGGGCUGUGGGGUCGCAAACGGCUGGGCCCCGUCUCCACCGACACUGUCACAGCUCCCCAAGAGGAGGAAGCAGCACCACAGCCAGUGCUGGGCGAGCUGAAGGCCCCUCACGUCACGUCUGACUCCGUGCAGCUGGAGUGGAGCGUCCCCGAGGGCACCUUUGACUCCUUCACGCUGCAGUACCGGGAUGCACUUGGCCAGCCCCAGGUGCUGCCCGUGGACGGGGGUUCCCGCACGCUGACGGUGCCGGGGCUGUCCCCGUCCCGCCGCUACAAGUUCAACCUGUACGGGCUGUGGGGUCGCAAACGGCUGGGCCCCGUCUCCACCGACACUGUCACAGCUCCCCAAGAGGAGGAAGCAGCACCGCAGCCAGUGCUGGGCGAGCUGAAGGCCCCUCACGUCACGCCUGACUCCGUGCAGCUGGAGUGGAGCGUCCCCGAGGGCACCUUUGACUCCUUCACGCUGCAGUACCGGGAUGCACAAGGCCAGCCCCAGGUGCUGCCCGUGGACGGGGGUUCCCGCACGCUGACGGUGCCGGGGCUGUCCCCGUCCCGCCGCUACAAGUUCAACCUGUACGGGCUGUGGGGUCGCAAACGGCUGGGCCCCGUCUCCACCGACACUGUCACAGCUCCCCAAGAGGAGGAAGCAGCACCGCAGCCAGUGCUGGGCGAGCUGAAGGCCCCUCACGUCACAUCUGACUCCGUGCGGCUGGAGUGGAGCGUCCCCGAGGGCACCUUUGACUCCUUCACGCUGCAGUACCGGGAUGCACAAGGCCAGCCCCAGGUGCUGCCCGUGGACGGGGGUUCCCGCACGCUGACGGUGCCGGGGCUGUCCCCGUCCCACCGCUACAAGUUCAACCUGUACGGGCUGUGGGGUCGCACACGGCUGGGCCCCGUCUCCACCGACACUGUCACAGCCCCAGCUCCACAGGAGGAGAAGACACUGACCAAGCCCCACCUGGGUGAGCUGACAGCCCCUCACAUCACGUCUGACUCCGUGCAGCUGGAGUGGAGCGUCCCCGAGGGCACCUUUGACUCCUUCACGCUGCAGUACCGGGAUGCACAAGGCCAGCCCCAGGUGCUGCCCGUGGACGGGGGUUCCCGCACGCUGACGGUGCCAGGGCUGUCCCCGUCCCACCGCUACAAGUUCAACCUGUACGGGCUGUGGGGUCGCACACGGCUGGGCCCCGUCUCCACCGACACUGUCACAGCUCCCCAAGAGGAGGAAGCAGCACCACAGCCAGUGCUGGGCGAGCUGAAGGCCCCUCACGUCACAUCGGACUCCGUGCAGCUGGAGUGGAGCGUCCCCGAGGGCACCUUUGACUCCUUCACGCUGCAGUACCGGGAUGCACAAGGCCAGCCUGAGUCUCUGCUCUUGGACGGGGGGUCCCGCAGAGUGACAGUCCCUGGUCUAUCACCUUCCCACCGCUACAACUUCUACCUUUAUGGGGUGUUUGGGCAGAAACGUCUGGGCCCCAUCUCCCUCGACACUAUCACAGCCCCAGCUUCACAGGAGAAGCCACUGACCAAGCCCCGCCUGGGCGAGCUGACGGCCCCUCACGUCACAUCUGACUCCGUGCAGCUGGAGUGGAGCGUCCCCGAGGGCACCUUUGACUCCUUCACGCUGCAGUACCGGGAUGCACAAGGCCAGCCCCAGGUGCUGCCCGUGGACGGGGGUUCCCGCACGCUGACGGUGCCGGGGCUGUCCCCGUCCCGCCGCUACAAGUUCAACCUGUACGGGCUGUGGGGUCGCACACGGCUGGGCCCCGUCUCCACCGACACUGUCACAGGCGCCCCGGGGACCCUCUGGGUGGGAACCGUGUGGCCCCGCAGCGCCCGCCUGCACUGGGACCCCCCCCGGCCUCCCCCCGGCGGCUACAACCUCAUCUACGGCCCCCCCGGAGGAGCCCAGCAGACACUGCAGCUGCCCCCUGAGGCAACAUCCCAUCAGCUGUGGGGCCUGGAGCCCGCGGGGCGCUAUGGGGUGCAGCUACGGGGCCGGGGAGAAGACACCCCCCCCACCCUCCUGGAGACCACCUUUGACACCCCUCCCCUUCCCCACCCGCACCCCCGGGACUGCGCCGAGGAGCAGCUCAAUGGGCCGGGGCCUUCGCGCGAGACCCUCAUCUUCCUCGGGGGAGACCCCGCGCGGCCCCUGCGCGUCUUCUGCGACAUGGACACCGACGGCGGCGGGUGGCUGGUGUUCCAGCGGCGCCAGGACGGAGGCACCGAUUUCUGGCGCGGGUGGGACGAGUACGUGAGGGGCUUCGGGAACAUCAGCGGCGAGUUCUGGCUGGGGAACGAGGCUCUGCACGCUCUGACCAGCGGCCCCCCCGUGGAGCUGCGCGUGGACCUGCGCACCCCCCGCGACGCCGCCUUCGCCCGGUACCGGGACUUCCGCGUGGCCGGAGCCGAGGAGCACUUCGGGCUGCGCCUGGGGGCCUACAGCGGCACCGCCGGGGACGCUCUCUCCUACCACGCCGGGAGCCCCUUCUCCACGCGGGACCGGGACCCCCGGGGCCGCCCGCGCCCCUGCGCCGUCGCCUACACCGGGGCCUGGUGGUACCACAACUGCCACUACGCCAACCUCAACGGGCGCUACGGGACCCCCCACCACCACCAGGGCGUCACCUGGUUCCCCUGGAAGGGUUUUGGCUUCUCCAUCCCCUUCACCGAGAUGAAGCUGCGGCCGCAGCGUGACUGAGGGGCCCCACACGUGGAGGGCACCCCAUGGACCCUGGCACCCCAUGGACCUGGGCACCCCAUGGAUCCAGGCACCCCAUGGACCCGGGCACCCCAUGGAUCCAGGCACCCCAUGGACCCGGGUCACUCCGUGGAUCCAGGGGCACAUCAUAGACCCAGGGCACCCCAUGGACCUGGGCACCCCAUGGACCCAGGGGCACCCCAUGGAUCCGGGGGCACCCCAUGGACCCGGGCACCCCAUGGAUCCGGGCCACCCCAUGGAUCUGGGGGCACCCCAUGGACCUGGGCACCCCAUGGACCCAGGGGCACCCCAUGGAUCCGGGGGCACCCCAUGGAUCUGGGGCACCCCAUGGAUCUGGGGCACCCCAUGGAUCCAGGGGUGUGCCAUGGACCUGGGAGCACCCCACGGAUCAGGGGCACCCCAUGCACCUGGGAGCACCCCAUGGGCCCGGGGGCACCGCAUGGAUCCGGGCACCCCAUGGAUCCGGGGGCACCCCAUGGAUCCGGGGUACCCAGAAGGGGGCAGGACUUGGGGGGAGGAAUAAACUUUUCUAUGGGGAGGGGUAAUAAACGUUGCCUGUAA